Molecule: messenger RNA, 8122 nt
Organism: Cherax quadricarinatus
Lineage: Eukaryota; Metazoa; Arthropoda; Malacostraca; Decapoda; Parastacidae
Product: palmitoyltransferase ZDHHC6
Biological process (GO): protein palmitoylation
Cellular component (GO): Golgi apparatus
Molecular function (GO): palmitoyltransferase activity
Source: RefSeq, a predicted model, not a curated record
AAACAAUGUGACGUCACGGGAGGUGAUCACUGAUUGGUGGAUCUCGAGGCUCUCAUGUCGGCCUAGUAGGAAGCUCGAGAGUGCCUCAUUUAUCCCCAUUUCUGACAGCUUGCUUAGUGUAGAGGAUUCAGUAUGUGCGUUGGACCCUUGAGGCGUGUUUGUCACUGGGGGCCUCUCAUUGCUCUUGGUAUAAUAAAGUCGGUAACAUUUGCAACGGUGAGUUGCCUGUCUCAGUGGUGGGCUCCGCAUGACUCCUGGGGUGGGACAACCCUGUUCUUCACCUUCAUGAGCUGUGCAAUUCUCACAUUGUAUUGCUUCCUGCAUGCCAUGUAUGUGGGACCUGGGAAUUUACCACUCCACUGGAAGCCGGAAAAGGAAAAUGACCAACAGUUUCUUCAGUUCUGUGCAAUAUGCAAUGGCUAUAAGGCUCCACGCUCCCAUCAUUGCCGCAAGUGUGGGUGUUGUGUGAUGAAAAUGGACCACCACUGCCCGUGGAUUAACAACUGUGUCGGUCACAAGAACCAUGGGUCAUUCACCCUCUUUCUCUUGUUUGCCGUGUUGGGAUGUGCUCAGGCCUCUGUGGUGCUUGCUCUCUCCAUUUAUCAUGCCAUACACAGGACAUGGUAUAUCUACUAUGGCACUGGCAUGGAACCCAUCAUCUACAUGAGCUUAUGGGGAAUGGUGAUGUGCAUGUUUGUCUUGGGGCUGGCUAUUGGUGUAGUGCUAGCUGUGGGCAUGCUUCUGUACUUCCAGAUACGAGCGAUUCUUCGAAACAGAACAGGCAUUGAGGAUUGGAUUUUGGAAAAGGCCAUUCAUCGCCGUGAUUCAGCCGAGAAGCCAUUUAUAUAUCCUUACAACUUGGGCCGCUGGAAUAAUUUUGUGCAGGUUAUCAAUGUGUGGUGUGAACCCAAUGGAGAUGGCAUUGUGUGGCCAGUGCAUGAAGAUUGCAACCAGUAUACUCUCACAAUCGAACAGUUAGCACAGAAGGCAGAGAAACGUGCACGAAGCCGGGAGUAUCAGAUAGUCGAGGCUUUCUCCGGCUGGUGGUUUCCGUGCACGAAAGGUCUUGGAGUGUGUUGUCACCCACCCUGCACUGAUGAACCUCGGAUACCUCUUCAGCCUGGCGAUGAAGUCUUAGUAACACGAUGGAAAAAGUACUGGCUCUAUGGUGAACGCAUCAUUAAAGAGAUAUUGGCAGCACCUCAGGGUACCAGUUCAUCCCGUCACAGAGGAUGGUUCCCCCGUCGCUGUGCCGUGCAAGUCUCCAGUUUGGAUAAUGAUACUGAUAGUCCUUCACUGCCUCAUGUUCCAAAUAAUCAAAAGCAAAGUCAGAAAAUAGCGGACAACAAGAAGAUCCGGUGAUAUUCUAUUUUGUGUCCUGGAUGGACUCAGUCAUCCAAGGUUUCCUUCAAAUUAGGGCUAUGAAUUGUUCUAACCAUUGUAAUGUGAUUAAUUCUUCUUGGAUAGUUACAUUUAUAUACAAGAAAUGGUCCAUCUGUUCACUGAAUAGGCGUAAGCGGAAACUUGGUGUAUAUAGGUUUAAUACAGAAAUAUAUUGGUCUUAUAGAUACAAAUGCUGUCAUAUAAAAUUGUGGAAUCUUAUUUAUAGUUUUUUAAACAAUAGAAUAGAAAAUCAGCAUAGGAAAGUUGUAUUUUUUAAAUUCAUGAAAUUCAUUCCAUUUGCAGGACACUGAAUUACAUUAGUUGUAUUACAGUGACUUGCUUUUUAAUUAAUUGUUAGCCAGUCAAGAACUUUAAAAAGAUGUUGCUUGUGGACACCAAAGAUUUAGAAUCUGUAAAUAAGUGUACUCUUUUAUUUAUUCCCCCCCCCCCUCAGUAAUUUUGUUCUUAAAAUUGGCAUAUCCACAUUUUAAGUCAGUAUGUCACACUGACCAAGGGUGAUCACUUUUUUUUCUGAAUUUUGAAUCAAGAUUUAUAUUUUAAAUUUUGCCAGUGAAGUUACUAUUGUGCACUUCUUAUCCAUCCUGUGAACGUAUUCUAUUGACAUUUUCAAGGAUUCUUCUACCCAAGCAGCCCAGCCUGAUGCCAGAUUUCCUUAUUGAUUGCCUAGGCUCUGAAAUGCAGCAGAAGCUGCAUUUCAGAGCCCAGACCUCUUUAAAUAUCAUUAAAUUGGUUAUAAAUCAUAUUCAUAAGAAUGUUUAGAAAGAAGAAAUUUGUGUGUGUGGGAAGAUCCAUUGAACACAUUUUGAAAGAAACAUUUUGGCAAAUUUUGGUUAGGGUUGUGCACUGUUUUCUCCAAGAGAUGGGCACUAAUAAUUAUUUUAGAAUAAUCAAAGCACACUAAGAAGCUUACAAACUUGGGGUGUGGAGGUCCACUGUUAAUUAGGAAUGUUAGCAAAUUUGGUCUUAGUAUUAAAAUGUUAAUUAGGCUGAAAAUUGUGGUGAUUGCAGCAAAUUAAUUAAUAAUGUUAGUAACCUUUUAUGUUAAAGGCAUAAAUAACUAAAUGGUUUUUCAGUGUUUUGUUAAUGGUACAACUUUACUCCAUCUUCAUGGCAGUCUGUGAGCUUAAUUUUAUUCUUGCCUGAAGCAUACCUGUUAUUAGAAGUUAAUUAGCACUUUCUUGAGGCGGUCUCAGUGUGGCUUCAACACCAGGAUUUUUAACUAGAAACAACAAAAAGGCACAAUACCAUGACUGGAACAGUACAUGUAUAACUCUCACGUAGGAGAGAGGAGCUUACAACGACAUUUUGGUCCAACUUGGACCAUUUCCACUUGGACCGUUUCCACUGUCACAGCCACCAUUGUUAAGUUAUUAUGUCUUUUUGUCAUUUCACAACUACUGCUUGCUAUUCCAUGGGCCUCGGGAGACAUUUUCACACAGUGCGCCAUGACAAUCCUCCAACUAUAUUCUUUUAAAACAAGCCUCGUGUGGCUGCUUCUGAUACAGUUGUAUUGUUUAUUACUUGUGUGAUUUCAAGUAAUUGCUCAUGCAUAUUGUGUUUAUGACUGGCAAUACCUGGCGCUGAGUGCAGCAUGAUAAAAGCUACAGGAAUUAUUAUGCAAGUACAUGCCUCAACAUACUCCAGUGAUUCACAGUGCUUGUGUGAAAUUAACCUACUCUAUUGGUAUAGCUCAUUCUGACCUCUAAACUUACAGGGAAGUCCCAUUGAAUUGGAUUUUACUUCUCAUUCUGAUGAACCCUGUAAAUAUAUAUGAUAGACACUUUUUUGAAACUUACAUCUGCCUUAUGAAGGUACCUGCCUAUGGCAGCCGAUGAAGUAUACAUUCCCAGUCUUCAACACUUGUACACAUCAGUGGUCUUGUUUCUAAUACAUAUCCUCAAUCAGAUUUAGUGUGAUAAUAUUGUUUUCCCUCCAGUGGAAGACUGCAGUAGUUCUAACAUUUUAGAAAUGAGGUACACUGUGUUCGUAAACUGAACUUGCUCAGUUUUUUCUGGGGCCACUAGAUACUUUCCAUUUUCUGCCUUAGUCUUAUCUAAACUAGACUAUGAACAUAGGACUAGAUGAGAUUCAUCAUUCAUGUGCUUUGGCAAGGGAGACCUCUUAAUUGUCACUAGUUGAAGAUCUAUAUAUAUAGUUAAAUAUGCUCUAUUCUUUCAUUAUGAGAUCAUUGAGAUACCCAAUGUCUUCAUGAUCCAAUAGAAUUUUCACAGCCAUUAGUAAAUUUAAGCUUCAUUUUUUGCUUUUCUUUAUUAUAAUUACUGAAUCAUUACCUAGAGACUUGUGGACUUCAUAGGUCUAACUUGGUUUUCUGAUCUUCUUUUACUGUCUUCCUUUUCUCCCUUCCACUCUCAUAGUCUCAUUCUAUGCAUUUUACUAGUGCUCGCUUUUCCUUGAUAAUUUCCAAUCUUUCUUUCUUUCAACACACCGGCCGUAUCCCACCAAGGCAGGGUGGCCCAAAAGGAAAAACUAAAGUUUCUCCUUUUACAUUUAGUAAUAUAUACAGGAGAAGAGGUUACUAGCCCCUUGCUCCCGGCAUUUUAGUUGCCUCUUACAACACACAUGGCUUACGGAGGAAGAAUUCUAUUCCACUUCCCCAUGGAGAUAAGAGGAAAUAAACAAGAAUAAGAACUAGAAAGAAAAUAGAAGAAAACCCAGAGGGAUGUGUGUAUAUAUAUAUGCUUGUACAUGUAUGUGUAGUGUGACCUAAGUGUAAGUAGAAGUAGCAAGACGCACCUGAAACCUUGCAGAUUUAUGAGACAGAAAAAUGGACACCAGCAAUCCUACCAUCAUGUAAAACAAUUACAGGCUUUCAUUUUACAUUCACUUGGCAGGACGGUAGUACCUCCCUGGGCGGUUGCUGUCUGCCAAUCAUAAUUUCCAAUCACUCUCGAGAUAAUACUGCUGUGUACAUCAGUGGUUCCAGAUCCUCUGAUGCAGUGGAAUAUGCAGCCACAUUUCCUGGUCACAUGGUCUAUGGCUGAUGCUUGCAGCUGGCCAGUAUCUUCACAGCAGGGUUGUACAUUCUCCUUGCUGUUAUCCACAGUGCUACUUUGCCAGCCUCGUCAUUUGUUAUAGUUUUAGACUCAUAGUGCAGUGUAAGCAAUACACACUAUUUAUUCCUUGCAUCUUUUUGUUGUUUGUAUUGAACAUUAGUAGUGCCAUAUUGUUUAGUAUGGUUAAUUUUAUUUUUGCCUGAAGUACACCUGUUAUUAGAAGUUAAUUAACACUUUCUUGAGGCAGGUCUCAGUGUGGCUUCAACACCAGGAUUUUUAACUAGAAACAACAAAAAGGCACAGUACCAUGAUUGGAACAAUACAUAUAUAACUCGCACGUAGGAGAGUUUUUUUUUUUUUUUUUUUUUUUUUUUAACUUUUUUUAACUCGCACAUAGGAGAGUUUUUUAACUUUUUUUUUUGUUUUGUUUUAAAAAUGGGAUAGUAUAGCAGAAGGCUCUAUUUCCCACCCUUCACUCCCUCCAGACACUGACAUUCCAGUAUCUUUUUGAUAGGUUGUGCAAUUUAUCAAAAAGCAUGCAGACCUCAUUUGCUAUCUGUUCAUCAUUGUCUUUAUGUUCAUACUCAAUGAAUUUUUAACUGAAAUUGAUUUACUACACUAAAUAUGACUUCUUCCUUUUGACCUUACGGUCACCCACACACCUUUGGCCCUUUUAAUGUCUGCCAUCCCUUUGCUAUCUGGUGUUGAUUGACCUACAUGGGUUUAAUAAUUUCCUGAAUUGAAUAAUAAUGGAAGCUAGGACUGGUGUGAACUGAGAUUACCCAAUAAAUUUGUUGUUAUUGGUUCAAGAUAAUAUCUGGGGGAACAGAAUCAAAGGGCUGGUUCAUUCUGCCAGGGCUGUGAGGUAAUUACUUUUGUCGUUUUGAGGAAAGAGGUUCCAGGGUACAUUUUCACUCCGCCAGCUACUGUCAAAAGCAUGACAUUAUGAUCAGCCUUGUCUGCAAGAAAUUUAAUAAAUUACUUGAACUACCCUCUUAUGCUGAAGGGUAUGUGAAUCCACCUCCCUGCCAUGUCAUGGCAUUCCCUCAGUAAGGAAGCUGGAGAAUGCUGCUUUCUGUGCUCUAGACUCUGGCUUUAACAUUUCAGUCAUGGAAUUCGUAAUCAUAGGUGUGUCUGUAGAGACCUUCGGGACAGGGGAAUUUGAUGCUUUUUUUAGCAGCUAAGUUUUUAACCCUGUAUGAUAGUAAUUAAAAUAGAGUAUCAUAUGGUUUGAGUAUUUAUAGUUUGAAUGUGUUUUAGUUAGUAUGCAAAUGGUAUGUUGUUUGCCUGUGAUUCUUGAUUAAGGGUGAAAUAUAUUACUGACAAAGAACAAGAUGAUGUUAAGACAGUGUUUUGCUCUCUACAGAGCUUUAUCAGGUCAUGAUAAAGCUAUACACAGAGCAAAACAAUGUCUUAAUAAAACUUGUUUUGCACUUGUAUGUUUGUCUUUGUACAGAUUUUAUUGUAGAGAGCAUUGAAAAAUUAUUUAUAAUGCAAAUGCUGUAUGACCCUGGUGGGUUUAGCACUUAGUGUUGACUAUAAUAAUAUUAAUAUAAUGCAAAAAUAUUUACAUUAAUUUUGCUACAAGUGUUUUCUUCACUGUGCAUCCCAUACUUGUCCUAUGGACAGUUUUAUUAUUAAUACUCCGUUGUAUUAAUGUUAUAUUGGGGGAGGGGGUGCUUUACCUAUAGGGUCAUACAAUGUAAUCCCUCUUGUGGUGUAUGACCCCUCUGGCUUUAGCCCUUCCCUCUGAAUGUAUUAGUGAUACCAUCCACAGGAUAGGCAUGGGGUAAGCAGUAGAAGAGCAGAUUUGGUGGCAAAAAUAAUGUACUGUAGGGUCCCGCUUGUAUAGCUGGUUCGGUUCUGGGAUACCGCUGUAAAGCAAAAAUCACUGUAAAGUGAAUCAUAGCCUUGUUUUUUUCACUUUCAAAUACAUAUAAAAGCCUGAUAACAUGUUUAUGCUAUCGUAUAUUAAGUGAGCAAUAGAGCUAGGCCUUAAAAAUGCAUAUACAGUACACACAUUACUUAUCUUAAAAUAUUUACAUACCUAGCUUAUAGUGAGUGGUUAAUAUAUUUAUUGCAGGAAAUCUGAAUCAAUGAAGAAUAGAUAAAAUUAAAAACCUGUGCAUUAGCAAAAUGCCUUAAGGCAAAGUGCUGUAAAGCAGGGCCCUUCUGUACUGUAAAUAAUUUUUUGCAUAAUAAAUAAUUUCACCUGUAUCAGCACUGAAGGAAACAUGAUUUUAGCCUUGUCUUGUAAAUAUAAUUUUCAACUGACAUUGGUAAACCCUUGAUUUAGUGGACUAUUAGGGAAAAGUGGGUGUCCAGUAAUGCCAAUUGUGGGAUAGGUAUGAAAUUGUUUUGCCAUUAUCGUAACAAUAACGGACACUUCUGUAAUCAAUGGAUUUGUCUGUUGUCUCCCAAUCAAUUAACACAGAAGAGCUUGUCCCAUAUUUCCAAGUCAAUUAAAUCGAAGGUUUAUUAUGUUUGUGAAAGAAAAACUGAAACAUUGCAUAUUUUUGUUUGGAAUUCAGUGGACUAUUUCCAUUGGUGAUUAUAAUGACUGAUUAUAUUGCAAAGCACUUCAGGCAUGGCUUGUCAUUAUUUAAAAUUCAUGUGCAGCAAUUUCAUAAGAUCUGUAUUUAUUAAUUAAAGAAGGCGUCAGUUACUAAAUUUAGCCCCAGAAAAAAAAAUUGUGUAUUUAUAGGUCUGAAUUAAAAUACUUUCUCUGUAACUUUCUGUCCCUCAGGAGAGGUGCCUUCAUGUUAGUGUGGAGCUCUUGAUCCAAGUAGCUGGACUUAUCCUCCUCUUCCUUGGAUCGAACCUAAAUGCCUCCCAUUCAUCAGGCAUUAUAUGACUCCUGUGGGUUAAGCGCUUCCCUUCUAAUUAGAAUAAAAAAUGUAGCUUUCAACUUGACUCUAUCAAUUUUGGAAUCAGCUGGUGAGCUUAUAUAUUAUCGGUUUCCCAAGGACGCCAUGUUUGUUUUGAAGAUAAAUUAUGUAAAAUGCAAGGUAUAUGUCGGGGUUUUUAGCCAGAGUAAUCAAACAAGCUGAAUUUUCUUCAAAAUAAAGAAAGAGGCACAAUACCAUGACUGGAACACUACACAAAUAACCUGGACAUAUAGGAAAGAGAAGCUCACCAUGACGUUUCCAUCAAACUUGGACCAUUUACAAAGUCACGCUAGUGUGACUGUAAAUGGUCCAAGUCAGAUCAAAACAUCAUCGUAACUGCUUCUCUCCAAUGUAUACCUGGAUAGGGUUUCGGAGGACAACAACCCCCCGCAGCCCGGUCUGAGACCAGGCCUCGUGUAGUGUUUUCUUCAAAAUAAUUUGUCUAUAAUUUUCCUUUUGGCUUGAUGGAUACAUUCAUGUGAACUAACAUGGUGUGUGAAUUUUAUAUUAUUCGCCAAAAGUAACUUAGCAACCUAGACUAAACUUGAUGUAUAUUGUACUGUAAAGCUUAAUCCUUCAUAGGCCUUUUUAAGAUACCCAAACUUUAGUUGCCAUCAUUUAACAUCAGUGAUAUGCAUUAUAAUAAUUUUGUGAUGUGCUGACACGUUAUUGCAGUUAUAGUGAAAAUAUAGGUUGUGCUCUUCUAUUCCAGUUAUUGUACGAUAAACAAAGUUGGCAAGUUCUGACUAUAAGGCAUGGCAUAUAUAACUCAAGUUUGUACAAAGUGUUGAAAAUGAAUGAAUCAGUUUGUAGCAA